CUGUCAUCUCGUUUGUGUUGCAGCAGAUGCGCUAUUUAUACUGGAAUAUAGCUGUUUUCACAUAGAUUGCUUUCGUUACUUGUUUUCAAGAAAAGACUGAUCAAUCUAGUUCGAGUACAUCUGACCCGCUCCGAUAAAUUUGUGUUAUUUUUUGGGCUGAAACGGCUGAUUGUUGUUUCACUUUGAUCGCAGUUCUUGAGAUCCUACAAGUCGAUGUACGCCAGGUAAAUAACGUUCAACGCCUCAGGUAUACCCCAAGCACUCCUUCAACGUUGCUGUGAGCAGUUCAUUACAAUAUAUAUCACGCUGACAAUACAAAACGUGUAUCGUUCUUGUCUCUGCAAGUUAAUUGAACCUUCAACUUUAUCUUAGGAAGGAAUGAAUGAACGAGUUCGUAUCGACCGGAUUCAACUAUAAUUUUUUAAGGAGUAACAGACGCAAAAUAUCAACAAGCGUGUUCGAAAGACAUGGCUCUACCAACACUGCCAGCCUACUGGCAAAUGAAGUACAAGAAUAUUCAAGAGAAGAACAUUGUACAGAGAAGAAACCAUGACCAUGAUUUCAGGGAAAAAUGGGCCCAAAAUGCAAACUAUUUUCACCAGUCGGACGUGCAGACGACGAAGCAGAGAGCCUGGUCUUCAGAUAGUUCGUUUCAAGACAGCAUGGAUGCUUUCAAAAGAAAACAUGAGAGUGAAACUAAAAAAAUUAGAUUGACAGAGCGUAGACGAAAACUUCAACAGUUGAUUCAAAGCGAACGUGACCAAUAUGAAGCAGAAUUGAAAGGCUUAUCAUCAGAUAACUAUCGACGACUAGAUUCAAUGAGGGAGAGAAGUGAGGAGUUGAAAACGCAGAAAGAAACAGCCAGGAAACAGAUUGCCGAUGAGAAAUUGUAUCAACACUUUAGAAAAAACAACCCAGAUUUACGAAAGAUUGAAUCAGAACAACACAAACAAUUCGUGAUAAAUAAAUGGUCUGAACAAGUAGAAGAAAUGGAAGACAGAUUGGAAUCUGCAAGAGAAGACAAACGGAAAUUUGAUGAAGAGUUGGAAAGAGAACGACUUGCCGCAGUAGAAAGAGACAGGAAGUAUCAGGAAGCGAAGUACAGAGACGAAAAGGAACAGGCUGCGAUGUUGAAGGAACAAAUGAUGGAAUUGAGGGCGCGAGAAGCUGAAGCCAGUAGACUGAAGCAAGCGGAAGCUGACCUGAUGAAACAACAAUGGCAACUAGAACAAUUGGAAUCUCAGAGGAAAGCUCUGGAGGAAAGACGAAAGAAAAGUGAACUUGGUAGAGUACUGACAAGACAGUAUAAAGCCCAACUCAGAAGACGAUCGCAACAAGUACAAGAAGCUUUGGAACUUGAUCGAAGGAUCUUGGCUGCUCUUGCUGAGAAACAAGAUGAAGACAUGCAAGUGCAGACAGCCAGGAGAGAGAAAGCACGAGCAGAUGCUGCCUGGAUGAAACAAGUUGUGGAAGACCAACUCAAACUGGAACAAGCCAGAGAAGCAGAACUUGAUAUGCUAUACAGAGAUGAAGCGGCCAGAGUUUGGCAGAAAAGAGAAUCUGAGUGGGAGAGGGAGAAAAAAGCCAGAGAGAGGCUUAUGUCGGAGGUUUUACAAGGACGUCAAGAACAGAUUCAUGACAAGAUGGAAGAAGUAAGAAUACAACAGGAGGAGUCAUUAGAAAGACGAGAGGAACUGAUACGAGAUUUGGAACUAGCACAACAACUAACACAUAGAGAGCAGGCAGUCGCAGAACAGAAAAAGAAAGAAACCAGAGCAGAAAUUGAUGCCCAACUCACAGAGCGCCGAGACAGAGAAGCAGAGGCAAGGAGACGUCUUGAAGAUGAGUUAGAGAGAGAGAGAAUGGCGGAAAGAGAUUAUGAGGAGAUGCUACGUGAAGAAGCUUCUCAGAUGUCUAUUAGAGGUUUUGAACCACAGUCACAUCCAAGACCAAGAUCUGCAUGGGAUUAAUCAAAUGGUAAAAGUCAAUCAUAGAACUCACUGCAGUUUGAGAACCACUCAGCUAUCCCUCCGUGUAUCAAGAUUCACCAACUGAAGGAAGCCGUGCAUGGAAACUACAAGCUUCAACACUUAGGCUGCGACUUGUUGUUGCUCAAACAAUGCAAUCUGUUUAUUUCACCGUACUGCCUUUUGUAUGUUCAUCUUAUUGUACAGAUAGCAAUCACUUUAUAAAUAUAUAUAAGCACUUGAUUCUUGUUUUUCAUCUAGCGAUGUAAUUUAUAGUAUAUCAUAUAUACAUGCCUUAGUGUUAGACCACACAUUCAUAUACAAAUAAAUAAGUACUUAAGUUUGUUUUACAGGGUGGGUGAAUUAAACGCAUCAUAUAUGCAACAUAUACAUGUGUAUAUUACAUGUUUCAAAUAUAUGGUGUACAGUUUUUAAAAGAAAGUGUGGUUGAUUCAAUUUUUGUCAUAUAUAAAAAUAUACACGAUUUUUGUGAGUCUAAUUUCCAUUCCAACUUUCAUUGCUUUGAUAACAGGAAAUAUACGUUAAUUUUUUUUUCUUCUUUUGUUAAUUGUGUAAAUUUAUAUUUGAUCAGUUGCCGUCCUAACAUGUCACACAAAUAAACUUUUUCAUUCCCUUAUUACAGAAUAAAAUCAGAUUUUUCCACAUU
Molecule: messenger RNA, 2634 nt
Organism: Saccoglossus kowalevskii
Lineage: Eukaryota; Metazoa; Hemichordata; Enteropneusta; Harrimaniidae
Product: trichoplein keratin filament-binding protein-like
Biological process (GO): apoptotic process
Cellular component (GO): keratin filament
Source: RefSeq, a predicted model, not a curated record